Messenger RNA from Rhineura floridana, 542 nucleotides. RefSeq names its product mature T cell proliferation 1 (gene MTCP1). Lineage: Eukaryota; Metazoa; Chordata; Lepidosauria; Squamata; Rhineuridae. The transcript is spliced from 5 exons. Gene Ontology annotation, molecular function: protein serine/threonine kinase activator activity. Bases 113 to 448 code for a protein of 111 amino acids. The record is from RefSeq and is a predicted model, not a curated record.
GUCUACAGCACUGGGGACUAACAGGUCAUUCCAUGUCUUUGUUCAGAGACAAAGGGGGCCAUGUAUAGAAUGAGAGCCAAGAGAGGGCCUUCUUAGUGAGGAAAAACUGGGCAUGGCAGAAGAAGAGGAAGGUGGUGAUGCCCGAGCCCCACCCGUCCGCCUCUGGGUGCGACGGAUAGGUGUCUAUUGCGAUGAGAACCAGGAAACAUGGCUGGUGGCAUCAGAAGAGGAGGCAGGUACGUUGAAAGCCCGGAUCAGAAGAGUCCGGGUGCCCCCGGGACAGGCGCUGUGCCCCAGCCGCCUCCCUGCAUCCCAGCUGCCCCACAUGUGGCAGCUUUCAGAGGGGCAACAGUACCGGGACAGUAACUCCCGCAUCUGGGACAUCGAGCAUCAUUUAAUGAUCAUGGGAGUGGAGGAGCUGCUGCUGAAACUCUUGCCAAGUGAUUAAAUCUGGAGGAGCUGUGUGACUCUAGGAUGGUGUCCCUGUUUUUUUUUUUUAAUGUGGUAACUUCCCAGCACUAAAAUGCACCUGCCUCAGCGCA